CCAGCCAUUAUAAUAGAAGCUACGAUUCAUGCCAGAGAAUGGAUUUCACCUGCAUCAGUUCUAUACUUUGUUGACAGAUUAUUGGGCUCCUCCGCCUCAGAUUCACAAUUUAUGUUGAAUAAUUUUGAUUGGUAUGUUUUACUUGUCGCUAACCCUGAUGGUUAUGAAUACACACAUACAGACUAUCGAAUGUGGAGGAAAAAUCGUAGUCCCGGAAAUGGUAAUUGUUAUGGUGUUGAUUUAAACAGAAAUUUUGAAUUCCGUUGGGGACUUACUGGUACUAGUAAUAACUGUGGUAGUGAUAUUUACCUCGGACCAUCGCCAAUGUCAGAAGUUGAAUCAAGAAAUAUUAAAGAAAUGGUAGAUACAGUUCAAGAUGGUGGAACUCGUGCUAUUGGAUUCUUGGCCGUACACUCCUAUUCUCAAAUGAUAUUAUUACCAUAUUCUUUCAAUUAUAAUGAAAGGCCUCCAAAUUCUAAUGAAUUGGAUAACUAUGGCUAUGCAGCUGGUAGUGCAAUGUCUGCAGUUAAUAACAAAAAUUUCCAAGUUGGAACUGGACCAAAUUUGUUAUAUCCAGCAGCCGGUGGAUCAGAUGAUUGGGCUAUUGCACUUGGAUCUGUUAAAUAUGCUUACACUUACGAGUUACGACCAAGAACAUCAGGUGAAGGUGGAUUUGUUUUGCCUACAAGUGACAUCAUUCCUAGUGGAGAGGAAUUAUACGCGUCCUUCUACUCUCUAGCUCAAAGUUUCGCCUCAGAUAGUAAGAAAUAA
Messenger RNA from Lottia gigantea (owl limpet), 771 nucleotides. RefSeq lists its product as hypothetical. The record is from RefSeq and is a predicted model, not a curated record. The annotation marks the transcript as partial. The transcript is spliced from 6 exons. Gene Ontology annotation, biological process: proteolysis. Lineage: Eukaryota; Metazoa; Mollusca; Gastropoda; Lottiidae. Gene Ontology annotation, molecular function: metallocarboxypeptidase activity; zinc ion binding.